CAUUCGCGUUUUUGAGCCAAAUAUACUGUGUGUGUUUUGCUGCUCUGUUGCUGUGUGCGCUUGCCACAAAAAUAAGUAAAAAAACAAAAAAAAAACAACGCAGAGAGCCAUUUAAGCGCGCGCAUUUACAUACAAGCAAAAUUCCAAAAUAUUAUUGCAACGCAUUUCAGUGUGCCAAAACGUGCAGCGCGCGAGUGUAACCAAUUCAUACAAAUCUCUCAAGUGCAAUAUAUACACACAAAUAUAUACAUGCUUGUAUAUAUAUAUUAAAUUGGUGGCUCCCAGUGGCUGGUGGCGACAACAACACACAAGCAAUCGAGACACACGGCACACGACGACGGCACAAAAAAAUACUCACACCGACGCUCACGCUCAUACACACACACACACACACACAUCCACACAGGCGCACGCACACGAGCGCUUGCUUGCUUUUGAGAUAUGUGCGAGCGUGUGCGUGUGUGUGUACAUUAGUGAAACGAGUGCAAUUGAUUUUCAUAGUUUUUUGUACUCGUUACUCCGUCUCUGACUUUCGAUACCAGCGAGAAUUCGACUCGAACUCGCAAACGAGUCGCAAAAUUUUUUUUUGUUUUUCUUAUUUUGAGUGUUAAGUGCUGAGUGUGUUUUUCGUCUGCACACACAUAAACAAAACAAAAACUCAAAACAAAACUAAUUGAGGAGCAGGAGGGUGGGCAACAGUGGUGAGGUGGAGGUGGUGAGCAGGGGCACAAUGUCGGCUACCGGAGAUGCGGGCGCCGGUUCAGCGAAUGCCAACAACAGCAAUAACAACAACAGCAAUGUUGGCGUCGUGCAGGCAACGGUAACUGUAAGUGGCGCCCUCAGCAGCAACGACGGCAGUCCCACAAACAAUAUCGCUGGCAACAACAACAGCACCAACAACAACAACAGCAGCAGCUCAACGGCAGGUGGCUCCAAAGGGCAGCUGCCACUGACGCCGCGCUUCACCACCGAGGAGAAGGAUGUCCUCUACACGCUGUUCCAUCUGCACGAGGAGGUCAUCGACAUCAAGCAUCGGAAGAAGCAGCGCAACAAGUAUUCGGUGCGCGACACCUGGGACAAGAUUGUCCGUGACUUCAACUCGCAUCCGCAUGUGAGUGCGAUGCGCAACAUCAAGCAGAUACAAAAGUUCUGGCUCAAUUCGCGUCUACGCAAACAAUAUCCAUUUCGUGAUGGCAGCGCCUCAAGUGGCAGCUCGGCGCUGGCCAAGGCAAACAACGCCCAACAACAGCAGCAGCAGCAACAGUUGCAGCAACAACAGCAGCAGCAACAACAACAGCAGCAGCAGCAGCAACAUCACGACGGCGUCAAAGUGGAACCCGAUUAUCAAAUCAGUCCCGAUGCCUCCGAGCAUAAUCCGCAAGGCGAUGCAUUCGAUGAGAUUGAAAUGGAUGCCAACGAUGUCAGCGAAAUGGAGGACGAUCCACUCGACGCUCAGCAGCAGCAGCAGCAACAACAGCAGCAACAGCAAGCGGAGGCGCAACAACAGCAGCAGCAACAACAACAACAACAACAGCAGCAAUCGGCUGUGGCCGAAAUGCAAAAGUUGCAAGUGAGCGCAGCAGCUGUGGCAGCGGCAAGUGCCAACAUACUGAACACACAUCAGAUUAAUGUGGAUCAAAUAAGCGCCGAUAAAUUAACGCUCAACGAUCUGCUGCACUUUAAGACGGCGCGUCCACGCGAAGAGAUCAUACUGCAGAUCAAGCAUCCCUCGGAUGCAACAGCCACCCAAAUACACACGAUACCCACGCAGCCGCAGCAACACACGAUGGCAACGAUCACCGCCGGCGGUUACAACCAGCAGAUCAUCAGCGAGAUCAAGCCACAGCAGAUCACGCUCGCCCAAUACCAAGCCCAGCAACAGCAACAGGUCCAGGCUCAAGCGCAGGCCCAAGCUCAGGCCCAGGCACAGGCUCAAGCUCAAGCGCAGGCUCAGGCGCAAGCCCAGCAAUUGGCGCAACAACAGUUGGCGGCACAGCAGCAACAGUUGGCGGCAGCGGCGGCAGCAGCUCAUCAUCAGCAGCAACAGCAGCAGGCAGCCGCUGCCGUUGUCGUCCAGCAGCAGCAACAGCAGCAGCAGCAACAACAACAACAGCAGCAGCAGCAACAACAACAACAGCAGCAGCAACAGGCUGCUGUUAAGAUGCAGCUAACUGGCGGCACGCCCACCUUUACAUUCAGCGCCCUGCCCACAGUGACGGCAGCCACCACGGUGCCCGUCUCCGUCCCUGUGCCCGUCUCCGUCUCAGUGCCCGUGCCCGUGCCUGUGGCGCUGGCAACAGCCACAACGGCAACGGGCAACAGCGGCGUCAACACCAGCGCGGGAACGCUCACGGUGACGGGUGUUGGAGGUGGGGGAGGAGGUGUGACGACGGGCGGCGGCGGGGGCGGUGAUAACUAUGAGGAGCGCAUCAAUUACUUCAAGGUGAAGGAGGCGGAGUUGCGUUGCAAGGAGCAACAGCUGGCCACGGAGGCCAAGAAAAUUGAGGUGAACAAGGCGCAAGAUGAGCUCAAAUAUAUGCGCGAGGUGCAUCGACUGCGAGUCGAGGAGCUCAAAAUGAAGAUACGCAUACUGCAAAAGGAGGAGGAGCAAUUGCGCAAAUGUUCCAGCACAUGAGAUCUGGAGGACAUAAGCGAUGCGGAGCCCGAGUCCGAUGUGUUGUUUGCCUACCACGACGAUGACGACAACGAUCAGCGGCAGCAGCAGCUGCGGCUGGCGGAGAUCGAUUCGAUUGAGCUUGAGCUCGAGCUCGAUGAAGUGGUGGACGGAGAGGAGCAGCUGGAGGAUGAAGAGGAGGCAGAGACAGAGGCUGAGACGCAAGUGGACUAUGUGGACUUGGAAAUGCAAUUGUUGCUCUAACUCGAACGCGUAUUUAUAUAUGAUUAAAGUAGUGUUUACGUCGCGACUUCUACAAAUUAUGCCUAUAUUAUUAUUACACACAAACAUAUAAUUGUAUUUAUGCUAAUUAUUAUGAUUACUAUUACUAUUAUUAUUAUUAUUAUAAUCGUAAUUAUUAUUAUUUCUAUACAACUAUUUUUUUUUGUAAACGGAUUUAAUUGUACUUUGAAUUUUUUUAGUUUUUUUUUUUUGGGUGGGCGCUGGGGAGUUUAUCGAUUACCGAUUACAGACUACCAAUUACCGAUUAUCAAUUACCCCAUAAGCCAUUCUCUCUAAUUGUAAUUGUAAAUCGAAAUGAAAUACAGUGAACAAAGCAAC
Molecule: messenger RNA, 3235 nt
Organism: Drosophila albomicans
Lineage: Eukaryota; Metazoa; Arthropoda; Insecta; Diptera; Drosophilidae
Gene: z
Product: regulatory protein zeste
Exons: 3
Source: RefSeq, a predicted model, not a curated record